Molecule: messenger RNA, 1386 nt
Organism: Adineta steineri
Lineage: Eukaryota; Metazoa; Rotifera; Eurotatoria; Adinetida; Adinetidae
Source: the annotation of a GenBank genome assembly
AUGGCUGAAAAACGUAUUUUAAUUUUGGAUGAUGGUCAAAUAACUUCUAUUAUUGCUGAACAUUCAUGGUCGGAUUUUAUCGAUGAUGACGAUGAUGUUGAUUUAUAUAUUUUUACUAGUACAGGUGCACUAUCUGAAAAAGAUAAAACUUGUUCAUUUAUUAAAGCUUAUAAAGAAGUACCACAUCCAACAUCAGAUGGUGGACUUGAAUUAUGGGCAUUUCAUAUGCAUCGACAAUAUACAUUUACUCAUAUUUAUACGAAAAAUGAAGAUUUAAUUAUACGAGCUGCAUAUUUACGUACAUUACUUAAUAUAAAAACAGGUUUAUCAGCUGAUCAAGUAUCAGCUUAUCGUGAAAAAGUUCAUAUGAAAGAAUUUGCAUCUGAAGGUGGUUUUCCUGUUCCACCAUUUACUCGUUUAAUGUCACCUAUUGAUCUUAUUUGUUUUAUUGAAAAACAUGGUUAUCCAGUUAUAGUUAAACCUACACUUGGUUGUGCUGUAGCAGGUCUUCAUUUAAUAUCGAAUGAAGAUGAAUUACAAUUAUUUCUCUCUUCAAAAUUAUUUUCAUGUAUUGAUAUUAAUCAACGAAUGGAUUUAGUUGGUGAAUUAAUGGUUGAAGUAUUUAUGCAUGGACGUAUGUUUCAUGUUAAUGGUAUAGCUAUUGAUGGUCAAAUUAUUCAUGCAUGGCCAUUUGCAUAUCUUCAGACAUGUUUUGAUUUUGCAAAACAUGGAUUAGCUUACGGGAAUUCAUCAGUUCCUCAAUCAGAUCCAUUAUUUAAUCGUUUAUAUAAUGCAGCACAACGUCUUUUAAAUAUUUUACCAACACCACAUGAUUGUUUAAUAUUUCAUUUAGAAUUAUAUGAAAAUCUAGAUGAAAAUCGUUUACCUGGUGAUGAUUUUGUAUUAUGUGAAAUCGCAGCUCGUGCACCUGGUGGUUCAAUUACGCAUCUUAUUGAUUUAUUAAGUUUUCAAGAUAAUGAACAUAAUUCAUUUGCUCGGUUAGAUUUCCGAGCAAGUGUUUCUUUACCUUUUUCACUCAUCACAAAAGAAGAAACUGAAGAACAAGUUAUUACUGAUCUUGUUAUUCCACGUAAAUCAGGAAAACUUAUGUAUAUACCUCGUGAAUGUCCUAUACGAAAUUUAACAUAUAUACCAUUAGCAAAUGUUGACAAACCAACAACUUAUGAUACAUAUGAUGUUAAUUCUAUAAAUAGUGCUUGUCGUCUUAUAACUUAUUCAAAAACAAUGAAGGAAGGAAAAGAAUUAGUGGAAAAAGGUUUAGCAUGGUUUGAUAGUGCAUGCAUUGUUACACCAAUUGAUGAACCUUGCUCAGUUUCAUUAAUUAAAGAACUUCAUCGAUAUUUAAAUAGAAAGAUUUUCAUUUAA